This is a messenger RNA of Salvia splendens (bonfire salvia), 537 nucleotides long. RefSeq names its product eukaryotic translation initiation factor 4B3. Bases 1 to 537 code for a protein of 178 amino acids. The record is from RefSeq and is a predicted model, not a curated record. Gene Ontology annotation, molecular function: translation initiation factor activity; mRNA binding. The transcript has a single exon. Lineage: Eukaryota; Viridiplantae; Streptophyta; Magnoliopsida; Lamiales; Lamiaceae.
AUGGCGGCUACGGUGAAGACAGCGUGGGCGAAGCCAGGCGCGUGGGCUCUGGACGCGGAGGAGAACGAGUCGGAGCUCCUCCAGCAGCAGGAGGAAACGGUGGCGGCGCCAAACGGCCACUCCGAGACAGCGGAUUUCCCGUCCCUGGCUCUGGCGAAGACUAAGAAGAAAAAGAAGCAGGUCCUCACGCUCCAGGAAUUCUCGACCUACAGCGCUGCGAAGCCGGCGGCCUUCCAGGCGAAGGGGUUGACGACGGACGAGCUGAUGGCUCUCCCGACGGGUCCGCGAGAGCGAACGACGGAAGAGCUCGAUCGGAACAAGCUAGGAGGGGGAUUCAGAUCCUAUGGCGGCGGGAUGAGGGAUGAGCAGCCACUGUGUCAGGGGAGUUUCAAUCGGGAGUCGAAUCGCGAAUUGGCACCGUCUAGGGCUGAUGAGACUGAUAAUUGGGUGGCGGGUAAGAGGUCUUCUGUUGGUAGUGGGUUUGAGAGGAGAGAGAGGGGGUCAGAGUGUAAAUAUCGUGAAUAUGGAGGAGUAUAA